Trematomus bernacchii (emerald rockcod) is the source of this 6488-nucleotide messenger RNA. It is a transcript of the gene nrip1b, whose product is annotated as nuclear receptor interacting protein 1b. Gene Ontology annotation, cellular component: nucleus. The transcript has 2 exons. Gene Ontology annotation, molecular function: transcription coregulator activity; signaling receptor binding. The record is from RefSeq and is a predicted model, not a curated record. Bases 685 to 4302 code for a protein of 1205 amino acids. Lineage: Eukaryota; Metazoa; Chordata; Actinopteri; Perciformes; Nototheniidae. Gene Ontology annotation, biological process: regulation of transcription by RNA polymerase II.
UCCCACAGACUGCACGCUACACCUCCGCGAGAGCACAGUCGCAGCACAGAAAAAAAAACAACGAGGCAUUUUUCGGACUUAAAUUUUGAUUUUCAAAGCCUGAUUCGCCAUUUUUUUUAUUCCUACCAGAAGUGUCAAGACAGAUGCGAGCGUUUUCAUUGGAUUUGCCUCCUCCUGUCGAAUAAUAGCGAUGCGCCUCUCCGGCUGACUGUGGGUGGACACCGCAGGUCCCCCAUGUGAGAUCUGCCAAGCUGCGAGGCGCCACUGACGGAACCUCAGCCAGGCCUUAGGACAGACAUCCCAAACAUCCACAGCCACAGAAUGUGUCAACAUAUUUGCGGUGAAAUCCCGCUGACUCCUCGCUUGCUCCUCAUAUAAGCCGGGAGCUCGGCCUUCUGGGAUCCUACAGUGUUUAAAGGCAUACAACAAUGCCUGGGGGGCCCACCUGCCCCAGAUUGCCUGCAAACAUGGAUGCUGUUACACCACAGUGCUGACUUUGCCCACUACAGAAAGGGGUCACAUCUGGUCAGUGCAUCCCCCCCCCCCCCCUUCCCUGCAGACUCACUUUCCAUUGCCUUCUUUUUGGUACUUAGGAAGUCCAUUACACCGUCAGCCAGAUGACCUAGUGGACACUAGUUUCCCAGUAGCAGUGCUGAACCAUACGAGUGGAUCAUAGUAUUGAACAUGACUCAUGGGGAGGAGCCUGGCCCUGAGACACACAAGGAUUCAGCUGUUCUAACUUAUCUGGAAGGUUUACUGAUGCAUCCAGUGGUAGCCGGGCCUGGGGCCACGGCGAGCGGGAGAUCGGAGGCUGCCCACAGCAACCAGGAGCAGGGCGACAAGGUAGGCGGGCCUUUCCAACUGCCCAACCAUGGCCCCACCGCCCCUAAGGCUGGAACCAAUGGGCCUACGCUAGGUUCUUCGCAGAACCUGAAAAAGGCCCGCCUACUGCGCUCUGCAGCCUGGAAUGAUCCAGGGACCCAGCGGAUGAGCUCACCCCCAAUGGAGCUGAAUGGCCAAGGGGGAGUCUUGCAGAAUGGAGGGCUAGAGGGAUCUCCUCAUGCUGGGGAGAGCACCCUGUUGGCUUCACUGCUUCAGUCGUUCAGCUCACGGCUUCAGAGUGUGGCAAUGUCUCAGCACUCCACUAAACCCCCCAGUGAGUGUUCCUCUCCCUCCAAGGCCCCACCUGCAGACAAAGAGCCCCGUCCUGUGUAUGGGACUGCCUCGAGCCGCUUAAAGGGCCUAAUGCGGAAGAGUAAACUUCAAAACCACAGCAUCACACCCUACAGUCGCCGGGGACACAGCCAGGACCGCCCACCAGAAUCCCCUCGGUCAGUGCACAGUGCCACGCCCCCCUCUGCUCCUACAACUGCAGAGUCAGUGUCCUGUGCCGACCGUCUGAAGGCGGUAGCCAACAUGGUGAAAAUCCGUUCUAGUCCAGCACCUUCACCCAAGCCCAGUGUGGCCUGUAGUCAGCUGGCCCUGCUGCUGUCCAGUGAGGCCCAUCUGCAGCAGUACUCCAGAGAGCACGCACUUAAAGCCCAGCUCUCAGGGAGAUCUGCCAGCGAGAGACUAGCUGCCAUGGCAAACCAGCAGCUAGGCCCAGACAACAGACCACCUAGUGUGGGGGGAAGUCUGCCCAGUACCCCAGAUACACUAAAACCCAUUACAACGCAAAAUGGAAUGACGGCAACAACCACAAUGACAACAACACUCCCACGGACGGCCCUGUCCAGUCCUCAGGGCCCCUCUUUGCUGCGUGGCCAAAGCUCCCCACCCACUCCCCCAAAGGCUCCAACCCCAACUCACAGCCAAACACCUAGGGAGAAGCGUGGCUUUGACUCCCGUCCAAGUCGCCCCCCCCAGACAUGCAGCAGCUUGCUCCUGCUGCUGCUCAACAACCACAACAACCAGAAACAGCUGACCAAGAACGGUCACCUUGAGGACAGCUGCGGCAUGCUGCCAGCGAGCGGCUCCUCUUCAGUCACAUCGGACAGCGAGUGCUCCAUCCAGGAGAGGAGUCUGACGAAAGAUAGCAGCGAUGCAGAGAGUUCCUACUCCAGCUGCUCUCCCAUUGACCUCUCCAUGAGAAGCCGGGCCAAAACACAUUACCCAGGGCCCAACACCUCUGUCCCCUCUUCCUCCCUUUCCUCUUUCUCCUCUGCCCUCUCUUCUUCCAGGACAGUAUUCUCCUCCCCCCCAGUGGCAUUUUCUCCUCAAACUUCCGCUCAACCUUCCGCCACCUUCUCACCAUCCUCUACUGCUGUGUCCUCUGUUUCCAUGGCUAAUUCUUCCUCUUCCUCCUCCUGUAUCUCUACCUCCUCCCUAGACAAACUAACAGAAUCUUUAUUAAACAAGUGGAAGCCAGACCCAUCAGGCCCAAAUGUGUGCAAGAACAAGGAGCCUGAGAUGAGCCCAGACCUAAAGUCACACUCUAAGGUCACACUCAUGCAGCUUCUUCUUGAGCGCAGAAACAAUGAGAUGGGGAAAAUAAACAAAGGUCACCCGGAGUUGCCACUUGAUAUCACUAUGGCCACCAUGUCUCGAGGCCAACCAACGGGGCUCGUGGCCUGGGAGGAGACCAGGACAAAGAGCCCCCUAGAUAGAUCUGAAGCCCCAGCCCAGCCCCUCUACUCACUUAACCGUGACCCUAGUGGUGCACUGUCCCCUUACUCUUACCCCUCCCCCCAUGUCCAGUCUAGCCCAUUGGAUUUGUGUAAGUCUAAACCCUUCCCUGCUGAGAAGACUUCAGAGCCUGCCUUCAGUGCCAGUAAACUGUUACAAAAUCUGGCUCAGUGUGGCACAGCGUCUUCCUCCCCACCCAUCCCCUCCAGCAAAGGGCUGGUUCAGGAGCAUGAUGCCAGCAGACCCCUCGCCUUAUUAGAAAGGCUCAAUGCUCCAAUCAACAGGACCGCCACCACUCCAUUCUCUGACGGACCCUCAGGCAGCGGCACACCUUACAGUCAGAAGGAAGCCUCUCCUCCUUCGUCACAGAUCGAGAACCUUCUAGAGAGGCGCACUGUGCUGCAGCUCCUUCUGGGAACAGGCUCCAGUACUGCUACAGUCAGCCGCAAAGAUAGGUCUGGUGGCAGUGGCCGGAGGAGUGUCGAGGUUUCAGGGGGGUGCUACGAGAAGAGCCCUGGAGCCCCCCUCACCUACGACAGCUCCAAUGGAACCCCUUUGGACGUAAAGGUCAAGACUGAGUUCAUGGAGGAUGUGAGACCGUCCUCGGCCAGGUCUGAGGACUCAAGUGGCCGAAAGAGACAUAGCGGCUCUGAGAAGAAUAGCCCCCUCUCAAAUUCUCAGCAGGACUUAAAAAUAGAACCACGGCCUGCAGAGGUCAUUGCAAAGUACGGCCUGCUCAGCCAGCUGCUAAAACAACAGACUGCUACCUACUACACCAGCUCUGCUGUGCAGGCCGAGCCCAGGCAGGUCAAAGAGGAACAGAGGGAGUACCCGAGCCCCAGUCCUAAGAAGAGACGCCUCUGCUCUGACCGGACUGACAGUUUGAAUAAUACCAUCUCUCCAAGAGCAGUGGACAGUGGCGACAGAAACAUGUUUGCAUCUUAUGCUGUUCAGGAAGAGCUUGACCAUCAGAGGAGUGUGAAGGAAGAGGAGGCUCCACCGAGCGAAACCUUCACCAGGGAGAGUCGGGGCUUCAACGUGCUCAAACAGCUGCUGCUCUCAGACAACUGCCUGAAGGAGCUGUCCCAGCAGCCCCGGGGGACCCCCAGCCCUUCUGUCCUGCAGGGCAACAGCAAGGCUAACGGCGGCAUUCUCAGUCAGCCUGCCCACAAUCACAGCUUCCUCCACCUGCCCGGCUGGCCCCCCCAUGGUUCCCUCAACUCAGGGCUUCCGAGUAAUCUGAGACCACUGCCCACCCCCCCUGCAGGCGACAGCCCUGUCCACACCCCCUGGAGCCACCACCCAGCUCCAUGGCCAGUCACUCAAAUGCGGGACCACCCUACUCUAGUCAAGCAGGAGCCCGAGAGCCUUGCACGAUGGAGCAGUCAGGAGAAUGAGGAGGAGGAGGAGGAGGAGAGAUGUGACUCAAACCUGGACUCUCCCCGGCUCUCACGGUCUAACCCCAUCCUGUACUACAUGCUGCAGAAGGGCAGCAUCCAGCUGAGGAAGGAGCUGCAGGAUCAGGCGGAGGGAACCCCGUCUGUGGUCCGAGUCAAAGAAGAGCCAAUCAGUGACUUGCAUGCAUAUGAACACAGUAUGAGCUCUAUUCCGCAAUCAGCCAACCACAAUGACAAGCACAGCCAUGAGAGCCAGGGGCUGAGCCAAUCAUAUGAGUAGAAGUUGUAUCAACUACAAAAAAAUACAAAGCGGAAUCAAAUUCACUGACUUUACUCCCCCCCCCCUCCCUUUUUUUUCUUUUGAAUGACUUGCCAAAUUAGUUUGAUGGAACAAAUAACGAAGAAUACAAAAACUGUUUUUUUAUAAGGUGUAACAGAACAAGUUUGAAUUCAUAUACUUGCAUUGGUUUCUCAAUUUUAAAUACUGAGGUCAUGGAAUGGUACAAAACAGGUCUAUCUUAGCAACAUGUAGAAUUGAUUCAACCAAAACUACUGUCUAACUCACAACCUUUCCCAUCAGUGAUUAUCAUGCACCACAUAUUUCAUUUAGUCAAUGAACAAGUACUCCUUUACAAUUUGGCCCUGUUUGACUUUUCAUUUGUAUCUGAAUUGUAAACAUAUCAAUGUUCCAUGUCCCCUUUGUUGCCUGACAUACACUGCAACACAUUUAGAAAGAACAUUUCAAGCAACAUUUAUUAUUGAUGACACCGGAAAUGUUAGCGCUCAGCACAGUGGACAUGUAUUUAUUUACUCCAUCAGAACAUUUUCAGAUAGACAGAGACCCAUCCAUUUUAGAUAAGAUUCCAAAUAAAGUCAUUCUAGGGCAGACACAGCGGUCUAUUACAACAAUGUACAUGAUCAAUUCAUCCAGAGGAGGACCUUGAAACACACUGCAGUAGUGAGGAUCCUACCAUGAUGGAUGCUUUGUCUUGGUUUUUCUCAAGAUUCAGUGUGGCAUGAUUACCAAUAAAGGGGGAAUAUGUUAAUGGAGGUUUGAUAGUCACAAUUCAGUGAGUUAUGCUUUCAUUUGAAUGGAACUUUUAAGGGCAAUAUUCGACAGUGCAAACUCAGGGUGUGAAGAUUGUGUUUGCAGAUUUGAGCAGAUGGGUUGAAGUGUGUGUAGUGCUUACGGUUGAGCAACUGUGUAAAAUAGGUUUCUAGAGCAACAGUUAACAGGCUGCAGUGUCUGAGAAACACAUCUCACCUUCCUGGGUAAACCUACACCAGUUUCCUUCAUGCACACAACAAGUGUAAAGCACAUGGCUUUUUCUUUUCUCUUCAUACAAAGCACCACCUCAAGUUUGCACUAUCGAAGUCCCCGUGUUCUUUAAGAAUAAUUUAAUGGCAUGUAAUUAAAAAAAAAAGUCAGUAUUGUGAUCUGUUGAGAAUUUGACAGUUUGUGAUUUUUUUUCAUCAUUUUUUAACUGUUGUGGUUUUCUUUUUUCUUUUCGUGGCAGUCUCUCAACUCACAAAAGAAUUGCAUGAUAACUAAGAGAAGACCACAGGUACAUCUUUGUUUUCUAAACAGCUGGAUAUGUGUACCUGGCCCCGAUCAUCACUGCAGCAUUUGGCUGUCUGGAGGGAUAUCUGGUAUCUUGUACUGUAUUCUUUUCAGUUAACGUCAGACACGGCUUGAUUCAUUUAGUCUUGUGAUCCUUUUAUUACAUAUACCUAUGAAGUACGCCUCUUCAAUUAUCAAUACAUUUUCACAAUGGUUAAAUAUAUUUGUGUAAAUAGUACUUUCAGUAUGAAAGAUGACUAUUUUGUAAUGUUUAAGAAAAGAUAAUACCCUAGUUUUUAAUGCCCUGAUAUGUAAAUAUGAAUUAUAUGCGUACAAGUGUACAUACAAAGGCAGAGGAUGCUAUGCCCAUCUUUUUUGGUUGGUUUGUUCUUUGCAUGUGUCUCUAUGUGGUUAUGAUAAUCUAUCCUGCGCUGUGUUGUGUAAUAAUGUCUGACUCUCCUCACUGCUGCCUGUUGCAUGCAGACGCAUGGGAACUACCUGUGUAUCCCUACUGGUGAAGGGGGAAAAUGUCAAGUCUUAAAAUAGGUCUUUUUUAUCACAGAGAGGUUCGUUUAGAAUAUGAACAGUCCCUAAAUAACCACAGACUGUUGAGCAAGAUGAUUAAAUUGUGUGAAAAAUAAACGUGCAUUGAAUAUUUUUGUGAUUUUCUUUUUCUGUUACUGGUUAACAAAGCUCUGGGAGAGAGCUCGGGGCUAUAGCGGGGGAUUGACGUACAAUCAUAGAUCUGCAUUGUGCAUCUGAGAAAUACAUUUGUAGCAGCGAAUAUAAAAAAAAGAUGUUUCAUUUUUUUCAUGUGAAGACUUGAAACAUUAUUUCAUUUUUUUAUGUUUUCAUUUUUGGUGUUCAUUUGCACUGAUAUCUCAAAAAUAAAGUACUAAAAUGCA